AUGGAAUCCCUUUUGUCGCUAGCAUUCGACAACCUCUCCUCCUUCGACGGCGGCAAGAUCAAAAAGGGCCUCAAGCAAGUCGAGGGCCUGCUCGCGCAGAUCUGCCUCUCCCCGCCUAACAAUCCCACUCCCGGCAGCCCACGCAAGAACUCCCACCCUUCCGACCGGGACCGCGAGCAAGAACAGAACCCACCAAGAAAACACCUCUCCGACGUCUCGGGCGACCCAGCUUUCCGCGAGUUUUUCAAAUUACAAGAAGGGUUCGAAUGGAAUAUUGCGCAGCGGUUGUUGACUACGCUGGACUGGCUGGUGGUGCGCGGCGGGGAUGGGCAGUAUGAUUUGUUGAUUGUGAAUGCGUUGGAUUUGAUCCAGGGGGUGUUGUUGUUGCAUCCGCCGAGUAAGGGGUUGUUUUCGAGGAGUGUUCAUAUGAAUCUCCUCCUCGACCUCCUAGAACCAAUAAACUGUCCCGCCAUCCAAUCCGCAACCCUCACCACGCUCGUCGUCGCCCUCCUCGACAUGCCACGCAACACCCGUGUCUUUGAGCAACUCGACGGUCUGCUGACAGUCACAUCCCUCUUCAAAUCCCGCGACACAAGCCGCGAAGUCAAGGUGCGCCUGACAGAGUUUAUGUACUUUUAUCUUACGCCUGAGACGCCGGUGGGCGGGGGACGGCCGGUUUCAGCAGCUGGGAGGAAUGGGCAGGGGAAGUUGGGGAAGGCGUUGUUUAGUAGUAGUGGGGAUGGGAAAGGGGGGAGGGAAGGGGAUGCUGAGGAUGGUGUGACGGUGUCGGUGAGGGAGAAGAAGGGGUAUGUGGAUCGGUAUUUGCCCGGGGUGGUGGAUGAGUUGGUCAAGGAUUUGGAGGUGUAUAAGCCGUUUGGGGGGGUCUUGAGUUGA
Messenger RNA from Dichotomopilus funicola, 894 nucleotides. Its product is annotated as cell division protein Cdc14. The record is from RefSeq and is a predicted model, not a curated record. Lineage: Eukaryota; Fungi; Ascomycota; Sordariomycetes; Sordariales; Chaetomiaceae. The transcript is spliced from 2 exons. Bases 1 to 894 code for a protein of 297 amino acids.